AUUACAGCAGCACUGAGCUCUCUCACAUGUUCAGUUACAGCUGCGAGAAAGAGAGAGAGAGAGAGACAGACAGAGAGAAAGUAGUCAGAGUCCUGGGGUGUGAUAGUUGAUCGGCAAACAUGUCAGAGAAGCUGGAAGGCAACUUGUUAGUGACCGGGUCCAACAGGGGCAUUGGUUUGGAGCUGGUCAAACAGCUGGCAGAGAGAACAGGACUGGACGCUCACAUCUAUGCCUGCUGCAGAGCGCCUGAGGCAACCGGGGCUGAGGCCCUGAGAGACCUAACAACUCAAUAUCCUGGAAAGAUCACUAUAAUUAAACUAGACAUGUCGGAUGAGGACAGCAUCUCGGCUGCUGUCCAGGCUGUGAACGAGCAGAUCGGGGCCGGUGGGUUGAAUCUCCUGAUCAACAACGCCGCCAUUAUAGGACCGAGCACACCGGGACCGCUCUCUGCCACUGGGAAAAAAGACAUGAUGGAGGUGUACGAAACCAAUGUGGUUGGACCAUUUCUCAUUGCCAAGAUGUUUCUUCCACUCCUCCAGAGAGCAGCAGAGAUGCACUCACCUGAAAAGGACGAGGGUGAGAAAAUGUCCUGCAGGAGGUCGGCCAUCAUCAACAUCUCCACGCUGAUCUCAUCCAUAGCGAAAUGUCCAGAGACCUUUGCUGAGGCGCAGAUGUACCCUUAUAGGGCCAGCAAGGCAGCACUGAACAUGGUGACUCGCUGUCAAUCUGAGGACUUCAAGAGACACAACAUACUGGUGACAGCAAUCCACCCUGGCUGGGUCCGCACUGGGAUGGGAGGAGGACAUGCUCCUUUAUCUCCCCAGGAGAGCGUGCACGGCAUGCUCACCAUGAUGUCAUCCCUCAGCGACAAAGAUUCUGGGAUGCUUCUGGACUGGCAGGGCAACACGAUCCCCUGGUAGCAGUCGCCGUGUCAACCACACCAGGACCUAAAAACAAACAAAGCAGGUUUUUUUGCCAAUAAAUAUUAAUAACUAAGACAAUAUACCAGGGUGAGGCUGCCACGGCAACGUGCACCUUUGUCUGACAUCUGGGAGUAACAUUUGAAGUAAACUUUGACUGGAAAAAUACAUGAAAUGAAACAUCUGAUGUCACAUUUUGAAAUUUAAUUUACACUUCACCUCGUAUCAUUCUUCUCUUUUAGUUGAAGAAGUUAUUUAAAUUGCCUGUCAACAUGGGUUUUGGGUUGCUACUUUUUAUAAUUGUAAAAUGUAUGCAUUUAUUUGCUCUGCACCUAUGGAGUACAUUAAAGGCCAUCUGCAUGGAA
This is a messenger RNA of Anoplopoma fimbria (sablefish), 1285 nucleotides long. RefSeq lists its product as uncharacterized. NCBI's taxonomy places the organism in Eukaryota, Metazoa, Chordata, Actinopteri, Perciformes, Anoplopomatidae. The transcript has 7 exons. Bases 120 to 920 code for a protein of 266 amino acids. The record is from RefSeq and is a predicted model, not a curated record.